AUGCUGUUUACCUGCAAAUUCUGCAUCAGGAGCAAUCUGUCAGCAUACAACGAUCUUCUCUACUGUCCAAAAUGCAAAAUUUAUCUAAAAGAAAAGGACGGCCGCCUUUUUUACCACUACGUGCCAUCGAAGAUAGAUGGCACCUUCCGCUCGCUGAGCGAUCUUUUGUGUGCGAAAUGCAGGACGAUGAACACCACGAUAACAUGCACAAAUUUUGAUGAUUUUUAUAAAAAGGUACAAUAUUGCGAUAUGUGCAAGGUUAGGGGGUAUAUGGUGCUGCGCAACAAUUUCUAUAAAAACUUGCCAUUGUGCCACAUGGUAAGACGGAAGUACAAGCUGCUGUCAUACGUAAUUAUAACACUUUUGAUGUUGAUAAUGUAUCAGUAUGCGCUGUCCAGGAACUUAAUUGUGUUCGUUGAUGAAGUAUACACGCAUAGGUUCAGUUUUCUGAAACUCGGGACAAAACUUGCGGUUUACUGGGCCCUGCGCGAUCACAGCAACAUAAGAUUGUUCGUUCUUAUGGGCUGGGCAUGGUGUAGCAUGUUCUGUAAAUAUGAAAGCGUGUUUGUUGUGCGAAUAUCGAGCGGUCUGAUAGAUGAUGGUUUUAUUGAUAGAUUUCACCGUUUACAAAUAGGUUAUUGA
Molecule: messenger RNA, 642 nt
Organism: Vavraia culicis subsp. floridensis
Lineage: Eukaryota; Fungi; Microsporidia; Pleistophoridae
Exons: 1
Coding region: 1-642 (213 amino acids)
Source: RefSeq, a predicted model, not a curated record